Perognathus longimembris pacificus (Pacific pocket mouse) is the source of this 2165-nucleotide messenger RNA. RefSeq names its product tetratricopeptide repeat domain 8 (gene Ttc8). NCBI's taxonomy places the organism in Eukaryota, Metazoa, Chordata, Mammalia, Rodentia, Heteromyidae. Gene Ontology annotation, biological process: non-motile cilium assembly. Gene Ontology annotation, molecular function: protein binding. Gene Ontology annotation, cellular component: non-motile cilium; BBSome; ciliary basal body. The transcript has 14 exons. The record is from RefSeq and is a predicted model, not a curated record. Bases 81 to 1598 code for a protein of 505 amino acids.
CGCCGCCCGUUCCCCGCUUCCCGCCCACCUCCUUCCCUGGGCCGGACCCCCGGCUCCUUCGCGGGCCGUCCUGGGCCGCCAUGGCCUCGGAGAUGGACCCGCUGCUUCUGGCCUGGAGCUAUUUUAGGCGCAGAAAGUUCCAGCUCUGCGCGGAUCUAUGCACGCAGAUGCUGGAGAAGUCCCCUUAUGACCAGGCAGCCUGGAUUUUAAAGGCACGAGCACUAACUGAAAUGGUAUACAUAGAUGAAAUUGAUAUAGAUGAGGAAGGAAUUGCAGAAAUGAUUCUGGAUGAGAAUGCUAUUGCCCAAGUUCCACGCCCUGGAACAUCUUUGAAACUCCCUGGAACAAAUCAGACAGGAGGACCUAGUCAAGCUGUAAGGCCAGUCACUCAAGCUGGAAGACCCAUUACAGGUUUCCUUAGGUCUGGAACUCAGAGUGGAAGGCCAGGGACUAUGGAACAGGCCAUUAGAACACCGAGGACUGCCUACACAGCCCGCCCAAUCACCAGCUCAUCAGGAAGAUUUGUCAGGAUGGGUACAGCUUCCAUGCUUACCAGUCCUGAUGGACCAUUUAUAAAUUUAUCUAGAUUGAAUUUAACCAAAUAUUCCCAGCAACCUAAGUUGGCAAAGGCUUUGUUUGAAUAUAUCUUUCAUCACGAAAAUGAUGUCAAGACUGCAUUGGAUCUGGCAGCCCUUUCCACAGAGUACGCUCAGUACAAGGAUUGGUGGUGGAAGGUACAGAUUGGAAAAUGUUAUUUCAGGCUCAGAAUGUACCGUGAAGCAGAAGAGCAGUUUAAAUCAGCUCUGAAACAGCAGGAAAUGGUAGAUACAUUUCACUAUUUGGCAAAAGUUUAUAUCUGGUUGGAUCAACCUGUGACUGCUUUAAAUAUUUUCAAACAAGGCUUAGAUAAGUUUCCAGGAGAAGUAACCCUGCUUUGUGGAAUUGCCAGGAUCUACGAGGAAAUGAAUUAUUAUUCACCAGCAGCUGAACACUAUGAAAAAGUGUUGAAACAAGACAACACGCAUGUGGAAGCCAUUGCCUACAUUGGAAGCCACCAUUUCUAUUCUGACCAACCAGAAAUAGCGCUCCGGUUUUACAGGCGACUCCUGCAGAUGGGCGUUUAUAAUUGCCAGCUUUUUAACAAUCUGGGGCUGUGCUGCUUCUAUGCCCAGCAGUAUGAUAUGACUCUGACCUCAUUUGAACGUGCCCUCUCUCUGGCCGAAAAUGAAGAAGAGGCAGCCGAGGUCUGGUACAACCUGGGACAUGUAGCUGUGGGAAUAGGAGAUAUGAACUUGGCCCAUCAGUGCUUCGGGCUGGCUCUGGUCAACAACAACUACCAUGCUCCAGCCUACAACAACUUGGCUGUGCUGGAGAUGCGGAAGGGCCAUGUUGAACAGGCAAGCGCACUGUUACAAACUGCAUCUUCCUUAGCACCCUGUUUGUAUGAACCACAUUUUAAUUUUGCAACAGUAUCUCAUAAGAUUGGAGAUCUGCAGAGGAGCUACGUUGCUGCUCAGAAGUCAGAAGAAGCAUUUCCUGAUCAUGUGGACACACAACAUUUAAUUAAACAAUUACGGCAGCAUUUUGCUAUGCUCUGAUUAUUCUUCAGACCCAAGAUGUUCUAACAAAGGGAAAUUACACAAGAGGAAAAGGAUCUGGUGAAUGUAUCAUAAAAGAAAUUUGAGACUAGGAUGUAUAAUAGAUUUUAUAAUUACUUUCUAAGAUGAUAUUAUAAAAUACAGGAUUUAAGGAUUUUUUGUUUUGUUUUUGAGGCAGGGUCUCAUGCUAUGUAUCCCUGGUUGACUUUGAACUUGUGAUCCUCUUGCCUCAGCCAUCCACAUGGCCAGGAUUACAGAGAUAUAUCACAAUGCCCAGCUUAUUUAAACAAUUCUAAGUACAUUGUGAAAUAUUCUUUCACCUUAUAGGGUAGAUGUUUUCUUAUAGUUACCAAACAUUUUAAUGAGUUUCCUCAAAUUUCUACAAAUAUACAUUUUAAAAGUCCUUAAGACAUCAUGCAGCUUUAGGGGUGUGAAAUCUACCUUUAAGGGGUAUGGGUAUGUGUCUUAGUGGUAGAGUGUUUGCCUAGCAUGCACAAAGUCCUGGGUUCAAUUCCUCUACACCUUAUAAACAAAAAAAGCUGGAAGUGCUGCUGUGGCUCAAGAAGU